This is a messenger RNA of Fusarium verticillioides 7600, 1193 nucleotides long. RefSeq lists its product as hypothetical. Lineage: Eukaryota; Fungi; Ascomycota; Sordariomycetes; Hypocreales; Nectriaceae. Gene Ontology annotation, molecular function: oxidoreductase activity, acting on NAD(P)H. The transcript is spliced from 2 exons. Bases 1 to 1089 code for a protein of 362 amino acids. The record is from RefSeq and is a predicted model, not a curated record.
AUGGGCUCAACACCAGCAACCAGCAGAGCGUUAUAUGCCGAUGAGAACGGCAAGCUUGUCGUUCGCCACGUUCCUUUUCCCGAGCCCCACGAAGGAGAACUUCUCAUCAAGGUUCUGUACUCGGGCGUCAAUCCUGCCGAUACCAAAAGCAUUGACUUCUUCGGCUUGAAGAACUUCGUCACUGGAACAGAAUUCUGUGGCGAGGUCCUCGAGUCAAAGACCCUUGCCUCCACGUCCUUUGAAGCAGGCGACAUUGUGGCUGGAGUACUUUCUUGGGGCCAAAACCCACCAUGGCGUUGGGGAACGCACCAAGAAUUUAUGACGAUUCCUGCAUCAUUGGCUUGGAAGGUUCCCGAGAACUUACCGCCCCAAGCGGCUGCUGGUCUUUCCAUCGUUGGGCUGACAGCGGCCACUGGCCUCUUCAACGACAUCGGCCUUCCUUUACCACCCAGUGUUGCCAAGGGUACGCCUGAUGAGGGCUUCGUUGCCCCAGAGGGAACUUUGGUCAUCUGGGGCAGUGCAACAAGUAUUGGCAUGGCCGCUAUUCAGUUUGCCCGGGCAGCACGAGUGUCUUCCAUCAUAGCCAUUGCCUCAUCCAUGCGACACGAAUACCUGAAGACACUGGGUGCAACCCAGGCUUUCGACUACAACGAUAGAGAUGUAACCGAAAAGGUCAAAUUAGCCCUGAAGUCAACUAGCGGAACAAUAUGGGCCCUUGACGCGCGUGGAUCUCCCGAGUCACAAGCCCUACUCAAGAAAGCGAUUCCUCAACACGAUAAAGCUGUUCUUGCUUCAGUGAUGCUGGGCGGCGAUCCAGAGUACAAAAGGAUCAUGGGGGCUCGCCAUUUCGAUGUCGAGUUCGAGUUGCCUGGGGGUCAAAAGAUGACCUGGCGCAAGGACAUGGCUGCUGCUGAUCGACAUUGGAGGGGCUUGAACUGGGCUGUUGAGAAUUAUGGUGCCCCCGGUGGGUAUGUGCCAACGCCUGUACGGGUCUUUGAAGGGUCUGGAGAGGAUGCCAUCAAGGAGGUGUACAACGUUAAGAACAUGAGCACUUUUGGAAAGUUGGUGCUCAAACAUCCUCUGAAAUGAUUGGCUCUAUAUUGGUACGAUAGACAGAUGUUCUCAGUCGCAAGCCUCAACUACAAACAACACAUCUAGUUCAAAGCUUAUACAGAUUGAAAUUUUUGUCGAAG